GAGGAGGCGAAUGCGCAGGAGCGGAAAUUUCCUCUUCCUCCCCCUUCAGUUCCGGUCCGCGGCGGUCGCCUCACCGCCCCCCUUCCGUCUGCCUCUUCUUCUCCCACCCUCCCUCUGCCAGCCUGUGUGUCCGUGGAUCGGGCAGUGUGUCCGUGGGUGGGUCCUGGCCGUGGGGGGGGGGAGGGUGGCCGCCAUGGCGCUGUCGCGGGGGCUGCCCAAAGAGCUGGCAGAGGCUGUGGCUGGGGGCCGGGUAUUGGUAGUCGGCGCGGGCGGCAUCGGCUGCGAGCUCCUCAAGAACCUGGUGCUCAGCGGCUUCGCGCACAUCGACCUGAUUGAUCUGGAUACUAUUGAUGUCAGCAAUCUCAACAGGCAAUUUUUGUUUCAAAAGAAGCAUGUAGGAAGGUCGAAGGCACAGGUUGCUAAGGAAAGUGUUUUGCAGUUUUAUCCAGAAGCUAAUAUUAUAGCCUACCAUGACAGCAUCAUGAACCCUGAUUAUAAUGUGGAAUUCUUUCGGCAGUUUACAUUGGUCAUGAAUGCUUUAGAUAACAGAGCCGCACGAAACCAUGUGAAUAGAAUGUGUCUAGCAGCUGAUGUUCCUCUUAUAGAAAGUGGAACUGCUGGCUAUCUUGGACAAGUAACAGUUAUCAAAAAGGGUGUGACAGAAUGUUAUGAAUGCCAUCCUAAACCAACACAGAAAACUUUCCCGGGAUGUACAAUUCGUAACACACCUUCAGAACCUAUCCACUGUAUUGUAUGGGCAAAAUAUUUGUUCAACCAGUUGUUUGGGGAAGAAGAUGCUGAUCAGGAAGUAUCCCCUGACAGAGCUGAUCCUGAAGCUGCUUGGGAACCAGCAGAAGCUGAAGCCAGAGCAAGAGCAUCUAAUGAUGAUGGUGAUAUUAAGCGUAUUUCCACUAAAGAAUGGGCUAAAUCAACUGGAUAUGAUCCAGUUAAACUCUUUACCAAGCUUUUCAAGGAUGAUAUCAGAUAUUUAUUGACAAUGGAUAAACUGUGGAGGAAAAGGAAGCCUCCUGUGCCAUUAGACUGGACUGAAGUUCAGAGUCAAGAAAUAAAUUCAGGAGAUCAACAAAAUGAUUCCACCUUAGGUUUAAAAGACCAACAGGUUCUGGAUGUCAAAAGCUAUGCACGUCUUUUUUCAAAGAGUAUUGAAACCUUGAGAGUUCAUCUAGCUGAAAAAGGUGAUGGAGCUGAACUCAUUUGGGACAAGGAUGACCCAUCAGCAAUGGAUUUUGUUACAUCUGCAGCGAACCUCCGGAUGCAUAUUUUCAGUAUGAAUAUGAAGAGUAGAUUUGAUAUCAAAUCAAUGGCUGGAAAUAUCAUUCCUGCAAUAGCUACCACUAAUGCAGUGAUUGCUGGGCUGAUAGUCCUGGAAGGUUUGAAAAUUUUAUCAGGAAAAAUAGAUCAGUGUAGAACGAUCUUUUUGAACAAACAGCCAAAUCCAAGAAAGAAACUACUUGUGCCUUGUGCAUUGGAUCCUCCCAAUCCUAAUUGUUAUGUUUGUGCCAGCAAGCCUGAGGUAACAGUGAAAUUGAAUGUCCACAAAGUCACAGUCCUUACAUUACAGGAUAAGAUAGUGAAAGAAAAAUUUGCCAUGGUAGCACCAGAUGUACAGAUUGAAGAUGGCAAAGGAACCAUCCUGAUAUCUUCAGAAGAGGGAGAAACAGAAGCUAAUAAUUAUAAGAAGUUGUCAGAGUUUGGAAUUAGAAAUGGCAGCAGGCUUCAAGCAGAUGAUUUCCUUCAGGAUUAUACAUUACUGAUCAAUGUUCUCCAUAGUGACGACCUAGAAAAAGAUGUGGAAUUUGAAGUUGUUGGAGAUGCUCCUGAAAAAGUGGGGCCAAAGCAGGCAGAACAGUCAGCUAAAAACAUCAGUAAUGGCAGUGAUGAUGGGGCACAGCCAUCUACAUCAACAGCUCAAGAUCAAGAUGAUGUGCUGAUCGUUGAUUCAGAUGAAGAAGCCCCUUCAAGUAAUACUGCUGAUGUCACUGAGGAAGACUCAGCCCGGAAGAGAAAGUUAGAUGACAAAGAACAUGUCAACGCAAAGAGGCCCCGUACAGAACAGUCUGAAGAGCUAGAUGACAUUAUAGCAUUAGAUUGAAUGAAAAUAAACUUGAUAAUUUUCUUACUGUCUUAUGUUAUCUGGGCAUUUGUGUUAAAUGACCAGAACUAGACUAUUUAUGUCCUUUGUUCCAAAGGAAAAUCACAUCACUGACUUGAAAAUGAGUCUUUUUUUCCUCCUUGAUAAAACAUUCAUUCGAAUAGAACCAUUAGAAAUGUUCCAGUAUGCUGUAUUGAACGUAGUAGGAAUUUAGUUUUUAAAUACUUGAAGAAAAGUAUUUGCUUAAAAAGUCAUUAGAUAAAAGACAAUACACAGUGCAUGUUACAGCUUUUUAUGUAAAUACCUUUAGGUAUAGUAGUUAAAAAUACUGUGGUUUAGUAAAAUUAAUAUCCUGAUUAUAAAUACUACACCUUUAUUUUUGGCUAGGAAAAAAUAUUUUAGCUCAGAUUUAAUUGUUUUCACAUCUUCAACUAAACUGAGAUGGACUCAAAGACGCUUCAAGUGCUGUGUGUUGAAACUUGUUUUAAAAUAUCAACUGGCACUAUGUACAUUACUGUAAAACAAUGUUAAUUUACUCAAUUUUUCAACUUGUACUGCCUGGUAUGUCAGCAUCAGAAAAUUUUUGUGUAUUGUUACAGUUUCAGGUUAUUUAUAUUUGAUGUUUUGUAAAACUCAAAUACUCCUAUGCUGUACCUUUAAAGGACCAAAUAAAUGAUAUCUGAAUACUUGCUAUA
Molecule: messenger RNA, 2808 nt
Organism: Monodelphis domestica (gray short-tailed opossum)
Lineage: Eukaryota; Metazoa; Chordata; Mammalia; Didelphimorphia; Didelphidae
Gene: UBA2
Product: ubiquitin like modifier activating enzyme 2
Biological process (GO): protein sumoylation
Cellular component (GO): cytoplasm; SUMO activating enzyme complex
Molecular function (GO): SUMO activating enzyme activity
Source: RefSeq, a predicted model, not a curated record